GGUACAAAACAACCAGGCUCAUCUCCUAUCUCUCCAAACCCUCUUUGUCACGCGUGCUGCUCUUUCUCUCCUACAGUAUCUUGGACGCUGCCAGAGAGCCCUCAUCAGCAAGAUGCCUGAGAAUGUACAAGAGAGAAAAUCAAAGAUAUCAGCCUCAAGGAAGCUUAUGCUGAAGAGCCUGAUGGUGGCAAAGGCAAAGGAGGAACUGGAGCAGGAGAGUCUCGUCAAAGAAGAAGAAAAACAGAAGUACCUAGCAGAAAAAGCUGCUCCUCUGAACACAACUGGUCUAAGUCUUGCGCAGCUGCAGGAUCUUUGCAGAUCGCUCCAUGCAAAGAUUGAUGUUGUUGAUGAGGAAAGAUAUGACAUUGAAGCCAAAGUUAUGCUUAACACACGUGAGAUUAAAGACCUAAACAUCAAGGUUCUGGACCUCAGGGGGAAAUUCAAGAGGCCUAACCUUAGACGCGUGCGUGUGUCUGCUGACGCCAUCCUUCGUUCUCUGCUGGGUUCUAAGCACAAAGUCUCCAUGGACCUCCGAGCUAAUCUGAAGUCGGUCAAGAAAGACGACACUGAGAAGAAGAGGCCGGUGGAGGACAGCGAUUGGAGGAAGAAUGUGGAGGCCAUGUCUGGGAUGGAGGGAAGGAAGAAGAUGUUUGACGCCGCUAAAGGCUCUGCUCAGUGAAGACAGAAAGAUGGCUAUCUUCCCAUUUGCUGUUGUUGAUCUGCUACUGUUCUUUGCAGUCUAUGUGUCUUUUUUCACAUUUUAUCUUUGAGUUUGAUUCUGUCUUGAUUGUGAGAAUAUGUCCUCUAAUUUUCAUCCUUUGUGUUUGAAUCGAGGUUUCCACUAAAGGUAGAUCAAAUUUAUCGAAUAAUUUAGCUUUUUUUGUGUUUGACCACUAUUUUAACCUAAUUAUAAACUUUACACUUGAUUUCAAAAUUGCUUUUUGUUAAAGUAUGCUGCAUAUUUAGAUAAAGCUAUUUAUCAUGAUAAUUGAAAUAAUUAAUUAAUAUUGCAAUGUUGGUUUGUGAACAGUAGCA
Messenger RNA from Cyprinodon variegatus (sheepshead minnow), 1035 nucleotides. RefSeq names its product troponin I, slow skeletal muscle-like (gene tnni1a). Bases 113 to 679 code for a protein of 188 amino acids. The record is from RefSeq and is a predicted model, not a curated record. Gene Ontology annotation, cellular component: troponin complex. Gene Ontology annotation, biological process: muscle contraction. The transcript is spliced from 8 exons. Lineage: Eukaryota; Metazoa; Chordata; Actinopteri; Cyprinodontiformes; Cyprinodontidae.